Messenger RNA from Haliotis rubra (blacklip abalone), 1074 nucleotides. RefSeq lists its product as uncharacterized. Lineage: Eukaryota; Metazoa; Mollusca; Gastropoda; Lepetellida; Haliotidae. The record is from RefSeq and is a predicted model, not a curated record. The coding region runs from base 1 to 735 and encodes 244 amino acids. The transcript has a single exon.
AUGACAAAGAAAAUGGCUCAGAAGUUACCCAAAUUCCUUCAAUUUAUGGAAAAACAUUGCCAGGAAAGACACUAUUCCUUCUGUGUCAAAAAAUGCAGUGACAAGGAUUGCAAAUUCCACUCUGUACCACGUCUUGAACCAGACGUAUUCAGCAAGAUUCAUUUCUUGCCUGACCCAGUUCUGGACACAGUGAAUACAAGAGAAGGCACUCAUUAUCUACCAUUUCAGGAGGUGUAUGGGACAAUCACCACAGACAAAGACCAACCAUCGUUAAAACCUGUGAAGACUGAUGGUGGGCAUGAUAUGCCUUUCAAUCCUUCUGCUCAAACAACAGCCAGAGUGUGUAGAACUGUUGUGUGUCAAGAAUGCAACAAGCCGAGGUUGCUGCAUGCCGCCAAAAAACUAAAAGAGAAGGAACUCUUUGAACUUGACAAGUGCAUUGAAGACAUUGAUUUCUCUUGUGGAUCAUGUUUGAAAGAUUUCAAAGAAACACAAGAUGGUGUUCUUUCACGAGUGUUUGUGAGGAAAGAUCUUCAGUGCUCACUUCCAGUUGAGAUUCCCUACUACAGUUCUGUACUGUAUCCCCAAAUAUGCUGCCACUGUGCCUGCAGUGAUAUUAUUGUGGGGGAGGCAGCAGUGGAUGUGUAUCCCAUUUGUGUUGAAUGUAUCAAGAUUCAUCCCAAGAUAAUGAAACGGAAAAGGAAGAUGUUUGAGCCAAAAGUCAAAUCAAAGUAAAGUUGGUAUUUAUGGUUGUGAACUCAAUGAAAGUUUGAACUUACCUUUGAGGAUAGUGAAUUUCAUUACAAAGUAUUUGAUAUUGUUUAACAUUCAUUUUGCCGCUGUUCAUUUAUGUUAUGACCAAAGAAUUUGGUUUAAAACGUUUGGUUAUUGCUCUUGUCACAUUGGAUACAAAUGAAUGUGAUGUUGGGUUUUUAAAAUUAUUGUUCUAGUCACAGGAUAUUGUUAACGUUUGAUCAUAAUAACUGUUCUAGUCAUACUCUGAAAAGGUUUAUGAAGGAGGCAAGUUAUAUAAAUACUCAUGUAAACCCUUUUUUCAGUAAACUUUAUUUUGAA